UCCGUUUUGGAGGUGCCUGGAAGAUCGGGCGUGUUCCUUCAUUUGGCAUUCUCAUAAUUGGGGGUGUAGUCUGCGACCACCCGCAGCCGUCGCCAUGGACACUCAGACUGUCACGGUACCGUCGAAAACCCCUUGCAAGUAGCGACCGUUGUCCGGGGGAUGGAGUUGUGACGGUUCGAAAGAUUUUAUGGUGCAAAAUAUUAAGAACACAACCAAGUUUCUCCAAUUUUGCGGGUGUUGGCCUCACAUCGGAGUUGGACAGACUAUGUGAAGAGAUGGCAUGCAACUUGGCGUACCGGGUUGAGUGCUUGGACCACAGCAGCUGGGCACGGCCGCAGGCGGUGGAGGUCGAUAAAAGGCAGGCCUGGGAGGAUUGAACGACGUCUCCAUAUCAAGGAAACUACAUCUGGGAAGCGCGGGCUGGCCCCCAUCCUUCACGACCAUCAUGAACAACCCCCACUCAUGGCAAGAAGCGCCGGCCGUCCCCGUGGCAGCCGCCCGGGUGCCCUACCCACCAGCAAGUACGUAUCCGGCCCCAUCGGCAGCCGGCCCCGCAACGCCGAUACUCCCCCUUCUCGCCUCGCCGCCCCCGGCAUACACACCGUCAGCUGUCCCAGUCUACGACGAACACAGAUAUAUACCUGACGUGGAAAGCUCCAGGAUGCUACCCGUUUACUCCGUCUCCGACCCCGUUGCGGCACCACCGCCCCAAAAAAGGUGGACGCGCGGCCAAACCAUCGUCUUCAUCAUCUUCAUCAAAGCGACCAUCGCGGGCCUGGUCGUCUUGAUCGUGCGUCUCAACGCCGCCCCUUCUUACUACUUUGACACCAGCCCCGCCGCCUCGACCCCAACAACCCCCAGCUGGAACCCCGCCGCCAUUGGGAAAGUCCACACAGGCGACAUGACCGGGCUCCAAAUCUCCCCCGACGACCGCUACGUUGUCGUCAGCAACGCGACCGGCAUGAAAGCGUACAAAAUGGACGACGACAAGCUAGUGUACGAGUUCCGCGGCUCCGGAACACUUGGGGUCUUCCACCCGCAGAACAAGACCACCUUCGUGUCGGUGAGCACGGACGGCACAUCGCUGAUCUCGACGAAGUUCGACGAUACGGAGUGGACGAACGAUCUUGAGAUAUCCAACCCCCCGCGCGAGGUGCGCAUUGGGUGGGUGGUGGAUCUCAUCCGCACUGUGCCGGAGGAUUGGAAUUCGGCGGUGUAUUUGGUUGCGACGGGCCUGACGGGCGCGGUCCCGAAUGUGACGCGGGUGGAUAUGACCACGAUGACGGUGACGUACACGAAGGCGCUGGGCGCGGCGAAUGUCCCCGCCGACCCCGUCUCGGACGUCGCCAUGCAUUCAUCCGGCACCGAAAUGACCGUCACCUUUCGUUCGAAGACCGUGAGAGUGUACUCGUUGACCGCUACGGGCCCGAUAUUGCGGACGUCGUGGAUCGGCGGUACGGCCGAUACAGCGCCGGUGUACAUCCCCCACGAGCCGUCCUCGCUCGUGUACCUCGCGCACAACGCCACGUCAGGCAUCACCAGCGUAUUGCGGAAAACCCUCCUCGUAUCCAGCGAAGCGACGGUAAUGUGCGUCAACUCUCCUGCAAACCCGUCCAGCCCGCCCGGACCGCUGGUGGUUGAUGAGAGGGGGGACACGGUGUACUGGAUCGACGGGGACCUGAAUGUGCGGAAAUGCUCGGUCGAUUUGGCCCCUCCGGCGGCUCCGGGCAUCCCGAAGGCGCUGGUGGUGUUUAAGGCGGCGUGCCAGCAGCCUGGGUUGUUGACGGGGUCGAAGGAGGGCUUGUGGUUGUAUUAUGGGUGUAGAGAUUUGGGAAUGGUGUUUGCUGGUAGCAUAUCUGGAUAGUGUGUCGCUAUACAUGUAGACGGCGUAGAUAUAGUCACAUUAAUAAAGCAGAGUAGCACAAGAGAACGGUUUGGGAGUGUUGGCGACAAUGGUCUGUGAUCUACUCAACGGAAGCGGGCGAGUCACCAGCACAAAAAAUUAUGUGAAGAUUAUGCUGUGGAACCUUUCGCUGACUAUGCUUGAACCUGUUACCACAGAUGCCAACGCCUUAGUUGGAAUUGCAAUCAUUCAAAGAGCAACUAAUUGAGCAUAUGCAGCCAUGACGCAAAAGAUUGGAUUUGGGUCACCAAAAGUGGAAGAAAGAAGUCGGGAAGUGGAGCUCUUGCUUCAUCGAUGUACCAAUCCGACAUAACGGCAGUUACUUUGUGUCUCACAUUUAUUGAACUACAGUACAUGCUCAGAGGAU
Fimicolochytrium jonesii is the source of this 2270-nucleotide messenger RNA. RefSeq lists its product as uncharacterized. The record is from RefSeq and is a predicted model, not a curated record. The coding region runs from base 446 to 1864 and encodes 472 amino acids. Lineage: Eukaryota; Fungi; Chytridiomycota; Chytridiomycetes; Spizellomycetales; Powellomycetaceae. Gene Ontology annotation, molecular function: protein binding. The transcript has a single exon.